Messenger RNA from Ectocarpus sp. CCAP 1310/34, 2930 nucleotides. The record is from the annotation of a GenBank genome assembly. NCBI's taxonomy places the organism in Eukaryota, Phaeophyceae, Ectocarpales, Ectocarpaceae.
UGCACACGGCAGCAGCACCAGACCAGCUGCUUGUUGCAGACGCUUCAGCACGAUGAGGAGAUCCUUCAACAACGGGAGGUGGACGAAAGAGGAGCACGACGCCUUCCUGCAGGGCUUGGUUCUUCACGGCAAGAACUGGGACCUCAUCGCCCCCAUCGUGAAGACGAGAAGCGCGGUUCAGGUCAGGACGCAUGGUCAGAAGUACUUCAAGAAGGUCGACAAGGGGGAGAGGUUUCCCGAAGAGCCGUACGAAAGCAUGUUCAUCAAGGCGCGCCACCAGACUCUCUCGUCGGCUUCGGCCGCGCCCAUGCCCCCACCGUUUGUUGCGUCGGGGGGAAGGCAGCAGCAGCAGCGACAGCAGCAGCAGGACGAUGAGGACGCGAUUUUUGUCGCGCUAGGAGAAACGCGGCAGCAAGGCGCAGCAGGCCUUCAAACGGCCGCAGCGGCGGGGACGGGACUUAGGAUGGCGCGACCGACGUCGUCGUUGUCAUCUUCGGGCACCGACCGCGGGGCGUAUGCGUGUGGCCCCGGCGGCGCCGGCGUCGGCGUCGGCAGCGGCAGCGGCAGCUCGGCUACCUUGUCUCCCUCGCUGGCAUCCUCGUCCUAUACACCUCCGGGCGACUCGAGCAAUGCGGAGAUCAACCCUCGUGCCGGUUACUUCGUCGCCUACCCGGACGGGUCUGUCCCUAACAGCCACGAGGCCAUGGGCACUUUUGCCUCCUCCUCUCCUUCUCUCUGUGCUCCCUUGGCCAACUACGGAGGCUUCUUCCCCGCCGACGGGUUUACAGGGCCCGAGCAGGCGGGAGAGAGCGGAGCCGGUGUGUCGGGUGGAUUCGGAGGCGGAGGCGGCGGCGGCGGCGGCGGCGGUGGCAGCGGCGGCGGCGGGGGCGGGGGCGGGGGCGGGGGCGGCCAGAACUGGGCCAGUACUGUUCGCGGCUCCGAGUGCACUGACGGUAGCUAUCAGUCUCACACCUCUUGGUGUUCGGCCCCGCAGUCGCCGUUGUCUUCCCCGUACAUAAUGUCUGCCUCCUCGCUCGGGUCCGUGGGACCGCCUCCGGCCGCCCCCGCCGCCGCCGGUGGCUCCGAGUGCACUGACGGCAGCUAUCAGUCUCACAACUCUUGGUGUUCGUCCCCGCAGUCGCCGUUGUCUUCCCCGUACAUAAUGUCUUUCUCCUCGCUCGGGUCCGUGGGACCGCCUCCGGCCGCCGCCGCCACCGGCGGCGGCGGCGGCGGCGGCGGCGGGGGGCUGAACCCACUCGGCGGCGGCAAGUGCGGCUACGGCAGUACGCAGCAGCUGCUGCAGCUGCAGCUGCAGCAGCAGCAGCAGCAGCAGCAGCAGCAGCAGCAGCAGCAAGAACACCACAUGCCGGGGUUCUCCGAGAGCGUGUGGUACCACCAGCAACAAGGGCCGCAGACUCUUCGGCAGGAGGGUUUCGGGCAAGUCGACGACUGGUUGAACUCACCGUAUCUGCUCAGGGAAGACGAGAUAGGCGGCGGUCAUGACCUCGACGGGGCGGUAGAAGGUGCCGCCCGAAACGCCGCGACGGACGUCGAUAAUUUAGGGAUUCUGUAGUGCACGCACACUACGUACGAAGGAGGGGUGCAGCGUCCCCACGCACGCUCUGUUCCUUGUGGUAUUGGUUGUGCCUUUGCGGGCUUCCCACGCUUGUUUGGAAACUAUCAUUCACUGGCUCGUCUUCGUCCGCUCAGAGCUACAAUGUUUUCGCGCGACGUAUUUUAUCGCCUUACCAAGCGCUAUUCUGAGGGUUGUGGAGGAGUUAAGGUUGGUGUUUCCAUAAGAGAAAAGGGCCAACUUCACAGUAUAUUAGGUACAUUUUGGUCUUGGGAGAAAGGGUAGGGGUUGAGGCAAUGAUCACGUUUCGCGGUGUCGCUGUAUCAUUUGUUUCCUCCCCCGACGUAUGUAUGGGCUUGACCAGGAAAUCGUAGUGUCUAAGUGCUGGCUUCAUUUGCUUGGCUGUUGUCUGUGUUUGCCGUGAGAUCAAGCGUUGGACGCCGUGCUGUUUGCGGCAGUUACCCGCGGAUCGAUGUUGACGUAGGCAGAGCCGAGGCUUCGGCCGCCCCCCCCCCCUAUGAGCCACUUAUUCUGUGUGGCGGUGGCUUUAGCCGCGGAGGAGGGUGACUGCCGAUGUAGCACGCGUUCUUGAGCAGGCGCACCGUAAUGGAGUGGGAGCCGCCGGUCUGCCUUGGUUUUUAACCUAGUUGAGGAUUGGCCGACUGAUUGCCCUGUGGCGAUGUCGGUUAUUCGAUACCAGAGGUUUGGCGUCUUCGUGCUGCGUCGCUACAAAAUGAUUCAAGUUUGAAGGCGCCGGCGGUGUAGUAUGCAUAUAUAUAAUGGGAUUUGUUUUGCUGACAUCUAAAUUUGAUGGUGGCAAUCCGCGUCUAUUCGUGUGCGUGCGUAUUCUUGUGUCCAUGUGCCAUAUUAGUGUGCUCUGUGGUAAUGUAGUCUAUUUAUGUAGGUUAGUCAGGUACCGUCCGGAUCAGGAGCCAAUCGUGUAGAAGAGAGCGGCUCGGUGGGAAGCUCCUGUUCUUGCCAAUUUUUUCGUAAAACGUGUUCCGUGUGGGGUGUGUCUGUAACCGUUCAAAUUGUUUUGCGUAUGAUUGUGAUGGUCCGUUUGGGUGGGUGGGGAAUCACAUUUAUACGGUGGUGUUUUUGAUCUGUCGUUGUUCUUGGUAAGGUGCGAUUUGACAUAUAUAUGCGUACCAACUCAGUGCCUUACUGUUGUUCAUGAUGUUUGCGUAAAAUCGUGGUGAUUUUGGGUGUUUGUCGCGCUUUGCAUUCAUUCUACUGUUUUUUGGCAUACACCUUUAGUCCUUCUUUGUUGUAAAAGGCAAUUUGUAGUAUGUGGCGAGGGUUCCGAAUCGAGUGUGUCCCGCCUUGCAGGGUAGUUCGCCCGCCGUACGUAGCAACU